Pyrenophora tritici-repentis Pt-1C-BFP is the source of this 1956-nucleotide messenger RNA. Its product is annotated as Med15 multi-domain protein. Gene Ontology annotation, biological process: positive regulation of transcription by RNA polymerase II. NCBI's taxonomy places the organism in Eukaryota, Fungi, Ascomycota, Dothideomycetes, Pleosporales, Pleosporaceae. Gene Ontology annotation, cellular component: nucleus. The record is from RefSeq and is a predicted model, not a curated record.
AUGGCUGCCAUGAAUGCGAACAACAACGGCUCCGUCGAUAACACGCCCAUCAUGGGCAACAUGGCGCAUCCCAAGCGCAUGGGCACCGACCCCACCGAAAAGCUCAAUACGUACAUCUACGACUACUUUCUGCGCAACAAGCAUCUUGACCUGGCGCGCGCCAUGCUAAGCUGCGACCUGAAGAUGUUGACCGAGAAAGGCAGCCCCGGCAACCGGCCCAACGGCGUCGACUCGAUCGACCAGAUAGAAGACCUGCCCUUGCCCCAGCUGCCCCCAGGCCAGGUUGCUGACAAUUCCUUUCUGCUCGACUGGUGGGUUCAGUUUUGGGACAUUUACAUGGCCAGUAAGCCGCGCAACACGGCCUCGAAGAACGCGAACCAGUAUCUUAGCCACAACCGGAAUCUUGGCCACAUGCAGAAUGAGCAAAGGAACCAGCGCAUGAUGAUGAACAGCAAUAUGAAUGCUCAAUAUCAAAUGAUGCGCAAUGGGGGCAUGGCCAACGGCACCCAAACCGACCUCAAGCGGACCGCAGCCAUGAACAACAACCGACCAACCGGCAACCCCAUGGCCGGAAUGCAACCUAUGAAAAAUCCAAACAUGAUGGCUGCCAACAUGCAGCGCGACGGCUCAGGCAUGGACAUGAACGGCCAGCGGCCGCAAUCGCCAGGGUCCAACGAGAAUGCUCCGUCGCCGAAUAAGCGCCCCCGCGUUGACGGUGGCAUGAAUGCCGGGAACAUGCCCAACCAACAAUUCAACGAGUUCAUGCCGCAAGGCCCAGGUGCGCAGCAGAAGAACAUCGAGGUAUAUGCCCAAAGUUUGGCCCAUCAACACAGAGUGGCAAUGAGUAACACUUCGUCCCCCCAGGGUAUGAACUCUGGCAUCCAAGGUUCCCCAAUGGCCCAGCCAGGUCUCGACGGCCAAGAAAACAUGUUCGCUGGCAACGGCCCGCGUCCCAACAAUGUUCCUCCCAAUCCUCCAGGCGCGCCUCAGCAAGGCGGCAACCACGCACUCCAGGACUACCAGAUGCAGCUGAUGCUGCUUGAGCAGCAGAAUAAGAAGCGGUUACUCAUGGCUAGACAAGAGCAAGACAACCAAUCUGGACACCCUCAGCAGGGCGUCAUGGGCGGUCCGGGCUUUGGGGCUGCCAUGUCACCUCAAGGCAGCAGAGCCGGCGGUCCAUCGCCCAACCCGUCCGACCAGAUGAAGCGAGGUACACCAAAGCUUGGCCAGCAAGCCCUCCCUGGCUCACCAAUGCCUGAAGGAGUCAUGGGCCAGCAACGUGGCUCCCCUGCGCCCAACAUCAAUUUUGAUCCCAUGACUGCGCCUCCCGGGAUGCCUCCGCAAUUCUACCCCCAGAUGCAACAGAACAACCCCAUGGGCAUGCGGCCCCCGAGCUCACACCCCCAGGCACCCAACUUUAAUGGCGGUCAGCAAAUAACGCCUGCACAAAUGGAAGCCAUGCGCAACGGCCAGAUGCAGCAGCAGAAUGGCGCUGUGUGGCGUGGACCUCAACCCAACAUGAUGCAAGGCGGCCAGCAAAUGGGAGGUCCCAUGGGCCAAACCCCUCAACAGCGUCAGAUGCCACCGCCCCCAGCGCCUACCAACGAACAACCACGGCCAGAGCCGUCUCCGUCAAUCUCCAACCAAGCACCACCCACGCCAUCGCAAACAAACAAGGCCAACCCCAAGAAGAAGCCAACCAAGGAUGCCAAGCAGCAGCAACAACAGCAGCCCGUGCAACCACAGCCUCCAUCUGACCAGCCCAUGGACAAUGGCGGCCCACCGUUUGGUAACAUUGAUAACGACCCCAAUGGUUUUGACCUUGGCCUCAAUUUUGGCGAUGACAAUGGCGCGCUGGAAAACUUUGACUUUGACUCCUUCUUGCACACAGGCAACGACAACGAUGGUUUUGGCGCUAUACCUGAUUUCGAUUUUGGCAAUACUACAGAAGUAUAG